CUUCGACGCAGGAGGGGAGUAGGCGAAACGUUGCUGCCGCGCGCAAGUAGUUCCCGCCCGCAUGGACUGCAAUAUUUGCAUGAAGAGGCUGGAUACCGUGGAAAGGAGGCCCAAAGCCAUUCCCUGCGGACACACAGUGUGUCUGCAAUGCUUGAAAGGCAUCGAUCAACAGACUUGUCCGCACUGCCUGGAGGCAUUUCCCGGCCCGGCCGAGGCGCUACCCGACAACUUCUUCGUUCUUGGCUUGAUUGAGAAAGACCAGCAGCACCUCCGAGAUCUGAGGUUCUGGUGCCGGGACUGCGGCAAGACUGCCACCGAGGAGUGUGGAGACAUGGAGCACAGUCUCUGCUCCCUCCGCAAGCUGCGCUCGGAGCAGGCGGCGGCGCAGCUGCAGCGACUGCAGAGCGCUGCGACGGCGGCGCGCAAGGUGGUGCAGGCCCUGCAGGACACCAUGGUCGAGGUGGAGGACCAGCUGCAGCAGUGGCGGGGCAGGAUGCAGCAGUUCGACGAGGCGGAGCGGGAGCUGCGCGCGAGGGUGGACGAGGACUGGAACGACGUGCAGGCAGCCCUGCCGGACGGCCUGGAGCAGCUGCAGGACUUGCAGGACACCGCCAGCCUGCUGCAGGCCAGGUGCACGCUGCAGGUGCAGCUGCGGGCCGAGGGCGGCACACUGUGGAAGGGCCGCCUGGCUGGGCAGCGUGGCGGAGGCAGUCUGCUCCACCCACUGCUGCUGCACCUACACCAGACCGGGGUCAUCGCCAAGAUUCAAAAGCAGGCGGUGGCGUUGCCUUUGAUCAUCUUCAGGGAGUACUGGAAUGCCGCUAACCACAGUACACGGGAGGACCAUUGCCGGGAGCUAUACGACCUGUUUGUGAAAGAUGCCCUGGAACCGGUCAAGAAGCUGGACGGGGUGGACUGCAAGAAGCGUCCCACCUGGUGCAAGUUGCUGCUGCAGUGUGUGGCCCCGCGCGUCGAGUGGCUUCAUUUAAGCUUUGCCCUCCGUGAGCACCUGGACGUGAUCCACGACAUGUCCGCCCUGCGCUUUUGUUCGUCCACAUGGCGAAGUGUGGCACGGUGGCCCCGGACCUGCCGCUGCAGCUGGAGGACCUGGAGGUGCGGAACGUCCCGGAGCAACACUUGCAGACGGUGCAGCGCAUGCCCAACCUGCGCAAGCUCACCUUGACCUGGAGCAGUGUUCCGCUCGAUGUGGCCUUCCCCCCUCUGCCUCCGGACCACCGCGGCCUGCAGUGGCUCCAGGUGCUUCUCCGCCCCGUCUCCACCGUGCUGUCGCUGGCCAAGGCCCACGCCGCCACCCUGCAGGACCUGCGGAUCAU
Molecule: messenger RNA, 1334 nt
Organism: Thrips palmi
Lineage: Eukaryota; Metazoa; Arthropoda; Insecta; Thysanoptera; Thripidae
Exons: 6
Coding region: 62-1183 (373 amino acids)
Biological process (GO): protein ubiquitination
Molecular function (GO): ubiquitin protein ligase activity
Source: RefSeq, a predicted model, not a curated record